This is a messenger RNA of Scomber japonicus (chub mackerel), 1140 nucleotides long. Its product is annotated as sialidase-3-like. The record is from RefSeq and is a predicted model, not a curated record. Gene Ontology annotation, molecular function: exo-alpha-sialidase activity. NCBI's taxonomy places the organism in Eukaryota, Metazoa, Chordata, Actinopteri, Scombriformes, Scombridae. The transcript has 2 exons. Gene Ontology annotation, cellular component: cytoplasm; membrane; lysosome. Bases 1 to 1140 code for a protein of 379 amino acids. Gene Ontology annotation, biological process: oligosaccharide catabolic process; ganglioside catabolic process.
AUGGGAAACAAACCCUCAUAUCUCCGCACUCCAGAGCUAUCCAAGGAAACUCUCUUUACAUCUGGUAAGGGAGUGGUGUACAGGAUUCCUGCUCUAAUCUACCUCGGAGACGACAAGAUCCUGGCCUUUGCAGAGCACAGGAAGACUACAGAUGAUGCCAGCACAGUGGCACUGGACAUGAGAACAGGAAAGGUGAACAGGAAUAAGGGAACCAGUCCUGCAGUGACGAUUGAGUGGUCAGAUGUAAAAGAAGUUACCAAGGCACAUCUUCAUGGAUGCCGUCCUAUGAACCCCUGCCCGGUGUAUGAGAAGAAAAACAAAACACUGUUCCUGUUUUUCAUCUGUGUCAAAGACGGAAUCACAGAGCAAUGGCAGAUAGAGCACCACAAAAACGAGACCCAUCUCUGCUACAUCAAGAGCAAUGAUGAUGGCCAAACCUGGAGUGAGGUGACUGUAUUCACUGAAAAUGAGUUGGAUGAAAUCAAGCAGUGGGACACAAUGGCUGUUGGGCCAGGCCAUGGUAUUCAAAUGGAGAGUGGUAGAUUGAUUGUCCCACUUUAUGCUUUUUAUCGUGAAAAAUCUCAGCCUGAUUCUCCCUUCUCCCUCUGCCUGUACAGUGAUGAUCAGGGUGACACUUGGACACUGGGCAAGAAACUUAAAAUGAAAUCCAAUGAAUGUGAAAUGGCAGAGGUUUUCAAUGAUAAAGGCAAGAGCAGAAUCUACUGCAAUGCUCGUAAUGCAAAGUAUCGAGUCGAAGCUGUUAGUAAAAAUGGAGGAGAAGAGUUUAGCUGCCUCAAUAAAAAAAUACUGAACGACACAGGCAAAGGCUGUCAGGGAAGUGUAGUCUCCUUUCCAGAUCCAAGCCAGCCAGCUCGUAACAAGUGGCUCCUCUUCAGCCACCCGACUGAUCUGUCCCAAAGGGUUGAUUUAGGAGUGUAUCUGAACAAAUCCCCACAGGAUCCAACACAACGGAGCAAACCCUCCAUCAUCAACUAUGGACCCAGUGGUUAUUCAGACCUGGCUUACAUUGAUGACGGUUGGUUUGUUUGUUUAAUGGAGUGUGGGAAGCAUGCAUACACUGAGCAGAUAGCGUGUCGGGUUUUUAGCUACAAUGAUGUCGAGCGGGCCAUUGCAGAGUAG